UUUAUUUAUCAGGGUUGUGUGCGCUGUCAGAAUCGAUGAAUGAUGAAUCUUUCCUCCCAGAUACAGCCAUCUCUCUCAAUCCCCCAGUUGGCAAUCCAGGAGACAUCAGACCAGAUGUUGGAUGGAUAACUAAUUCCAAUAAGAAUAGGACUAUCACCUUAGAUAUUGGCCCCAACCUAGAUUUUGGCGCUAUAAUUCGCCUUGUUCAACACAAAAAUGUGAAAUCCUAUACCGUUUUCACAUCACAUCCUUCAGCAAAAACACAAAUCGAGGAAUCCACUCCAGGUCAAACAGUUUCCAUUCAACAGCAUAAUGGUCAAACCACGGUGCAAAUUGAGCUUUCUCCAAUCCAUCCAACACAAGACAUGGUGGUAUCUAUCUCUGCAAAAUUCUGUAAACAUCCUAUAUCAACAACAGCAGCACCAGCCACUUCAGCAACUGCAUCAACUCUACCAACCACUCGUCCACCAACUGCCUCCACUGCCAUGGCAACUACAGAACUUGUUCCAAGCCCAACAACCCCUCGUCAAUGGGUGUGUGCGCUGUCAGAAUCGAUGAAUGAUGAAUCUUUCCUCCCAGAUACAGCCAUCUCUCUCAAUCCCCCAGUUGGCAAUCCAGGAGACAUCAGACCAGAUGUUGGAUGGAUAACUAAUUCCAAUAAGAAUAGGACUAUCACCUUAGAUAUUGGCCCCAACCUAGAUUUUGGCGCUAUAAUUCGCCUUGUUCAACACAAAAAUGUGAAAUCCUAUACCGUUUUCACAUCACAUCCUUCAGCAAAAACACAAAUCGAGGAAUCCACUCCAGGUCAAACAGUUUCCAUUCAACAGCAUAAUGGUCAAACCACGGUGCAAAUUGAGCUUUCUCCAAUCCAUCCAACACAAGACAUGGUGGUAUCUAUCUCUGCAAAAUUCUGUAAACAUCCUAUAUCAACAACAGCAGCACCAGCCACUUCAGCAACUGCAUCAACUCUACCAACCACUCGUCCACCAACUGCCUCCACUGCCAUGGCAACUACAGAACUUGUUCCAAGCCCAACAACCCCUCUUCAAUGGUUGUGUGCGCUGUCAGAAUCGAUGAAUGAUGAAUCUUUCCUCCCAGAUACAGCCAUCUCUCUCAAUCCCCCAGUUGGCAAUCCAGGAGACAUCAGACCAGAUGUUGGAUGGAUAACUAAUUCCAAUAAGAAUAGGACUAUCACCUUAGAUAUUGGCCCCAACCUAGAUUUUGGCGCUAUAAUUCGCCUUGUUCAACACAAAAAUGUGAAAUCCUAUACCGUUUUCACAUCACAUCCUUCAGCAAAAACACAAAUCGAGGAAUCCACUCCAGGUCAAACAGUUUCCAUUCAACAGCAUAAUGGUCAAACCACGGUGCAAAUUGAACUUUCUCCAAUCCAUCCAACACAAGACAUGGUGGUAUCUAUCUCUGCAAAAUUCUGUAAACAUCCUAUAUCAACAACAGCAGCACCAGCCACUUCAGCAACUGCAUCAACUCUACCAACCACUCGUCCACCAACUGCCUCCACUGCCAUGGCAACUACAGAACUUGUUCCAAGCCCAACAACCCCUCGUCAAUGGUCGUGUGCGCUGUCAGAAACGAUGAAUGAUGAAUCUUUCCUCCCAGAUACAGCCAUCUCUCUCAAUCCCCCAGUUGGCAAUCCAGGAGACAUCAGACCAGAUGUUGGAUGGAUAACUAAUUCCAAUAAGAAUAGGACUAUCACCUUAGUUAUUGGCCCCAACCUAGAUUUUGGCGCUAUAAUUCGCCUUGUUGAACACGACAAUGUGAAAUCCUAUACCGUUUCCAUAUUACAUCCUUCUGCAAAAACACAAAUCCAGGAAUCCUCACCAGAUCGACCAGUUGCCAUUCCACAACAUAAUAGUCAAACCAUGCUACAAAUUGAACUUUCCCCAACCGAUCCAACACGAGACAUGUUGGUAACUCUCUCUGCGAAACUCUGUAAACACCCUAUCUCAACAACAACGGCACCAGUCACCUCAGCAACUGCAUCAUCUCUACCAACCACUCAUCCACCAACUGCCUCCACUGCCAUGGCAACUACAGAACUUGUUCCAAGCCCAACAACCCCUCGUCAAUGGUCGUGUGCGCUGUCAGAAACGAUGAAUGAUGAAUCUUUCCUCCCAGAUACUGCCAUCUCUCUCAAUCCCCCAGUUGGCAAUCCAGGAGACAUCAGACCAGAUGUUGGAUGGAUAACUAAUUCCAAUAAGAAUAGGACUAUCACCUUAGAUAUUGGCCCCAACCUAAAUUUUGGCGCUAUAAUUCGCCUUGUUGAACACGACAAUGUGAAAUCCUAUACCGUUUUCAUAUUACAUCCUUCUGCAAAAACACAAAUCCAGGAAUCCUCUCCAGAUCGACCAGUUUCCAUUCCACAAGAUUACGGUCAAACAACGGUGCAAAUUGUACUGUCACCAGACGAUCCAACACAAGAUAUGUUGGUAACUCUCUCUGCAAAACUCUGUAAACACCCUAUCUCAACAACAACGGCACCAGUCACCUCAGCAACUGCACCAACUCUACCAACCACUCGUCCACGGUUCUGUAAUAUAUCAGAAGCGAUGGAUGAUGAAUCUUUCCUCCCAGAUACAGCCAUCUCUCUCAAUCCACCAGUUGGCAAUCCCGGUGACAUCAGACCAGACUUUGGAUGGCUAACUAAUUCCAAUAGCAAAAGGAUUAUCACAUUAGAUAUUGGCCCCAGCCUAGAUGACGGAGGUACAAUUCGCCUUAUUCGACACGACAAUGUGAAAUCCUUUACGGUUUUCAUUUCACGUCCAUCUGCAAAAAUGCAAAUCGAGACAUCCUCACCAGAUCGAACUAUACACAUUACACAACAUAAUGGUCAAACGACGGUGGAAAUUGAAAUUUUGCCAACCGAUCCAACAAAAGAUAUGUUGGUAACUCUCUCUGCAAAGCUCUGUAAACACCCUAUCUCAACAACAAUGGCACCAGUCACAUCAGCACCUACAUCAACUCUACCAACAACUACUCCACGGUUCUGUAAUAUAUCAGAAGCGAUGGAUGAUGAAUCUUUCCUCCCAGAUACAGCCAUCUCUCUCAAUCCACCAGUUGGCAAUCCCGGGGACAUCAGACCAGACUUUGGAUGGAUAACUAAUUCCAAUAGCAAAAGGAUUAUCACAUUAGAUAUUGGCCCCAGCCUAGAUGACGGAGGUACAAUUCGCCUUAUUCGACACGACAAUGUGAAAUCCUUUACGGUUUUCAUUUCACGUCCAUCUGCAAAAAUGCAAAUCGAGACAUCCUCACCAGAUCGAACUAUACACAUUACACAACAUAAUGGUCAAACGACGGUGGAAAUUGAAAUUUUGCCAACCGAUCCAACAAAAGAUAUGUUGGUAACUCUCUCUGCAAAGCUCUGUAAACACCCUAUCUCAACAACAAUGGCACCAGUCACAUCAGCACCUACAUCAACUCUACCAACAACUACUCCACGGUUCUGUAAUAUAUCAGAAGCGAUGGAUGAUGAAUCUUUCCUCCCAGAUACAGCCAUCUCUCUCAAUCCACCAGUUGGCAAUCCCGGUGACAUCAGACCAGACUUUGGAUGGCUAACUAAUUCCAAUAGCAAAAGGAUUAUCACAUUAGAUAUUGGCCCCAGCCUAGAUGACGGAGGUACAAUUCGCCUUAUUCGACACGACAAUGUGAAAUCCUUUACGGUUUUCAUUUCACGUCCAUCUGCAAAAAUGCAAAUCGAGACAUCCUCACCAGAUCGAACUAUACACAUUACACAACAUAAUGGUCAAACGACGGUGGAAAUUGAAAUUUUGCCAACCGACCCAACAAAAGAUAUGUUGACCCUAUCUCAACGACAAUGGCACCAGUCACAUCAGCACCUACAUCAACUCUACCAACAACUAUUCCACCUUACGUUCUCACUUGAUUCAUCUGUGCAAAUAUUUGUGAACGCUUAUUUCUUCAGCGAACUUCUCACACUUGACUACGUCGGAGCGUCGUUCACCUACGGAUGUUCACGGUUCUGUAAUAUAUCAGAAGCGAUGGAUGAUGAAUCUUUCCUCCCAGAUACAGCCAUCUCUCUCAAUCCACCAGUUGGCAAUCCCGGUGACAUCAGACCAGACUUUGGAUGGCUAACUAAUUCCAAUAGCAAAAGGAUUAUCACGUUAGAUGUUGGCCCCAGCCUAGAUGACGGAGCUACAAUUCGCCUUAUUCGACACGACAAUGUGAAAUCCAUUACGGUUUUCAUUUCACGUCCAUCCGCAAAAAUGCAAAUCGAGACAUCCUCACCAGAUCGAACUAUACACAUUACACAACAUAAUGGUCAAACGACGGUGGAAAUUGAAAUUUUGCCAACCGAUCCAACAAAAGAUAUGUUGGUAACUCUCUCUGCAAAGCUCUGUAAACACCCUAUCUCAACAACAAUGGCACCAGUCACAUCAGCACCUACAUCAACUCUACCAACAACUACUCCACGGUUCUGUAAUAUAUCAGAAGCGAUGGAUGAUGAAUCUUUCCUCCCAGAUACAGCCAUCUCUCUCAAUCCACCAGUUGGCAAUCCCGGUGACAUCAGACCAGACUUUGGAUGGCUAACUAAUUCCAAUAGCAAAAGGAUUAUCACAUUAGAUAUUGGCCCCAGCCUAGAUGACGGAGGUACAAUUCGCCUUAUUCGACACGACAAUGUGAAAUCCUUUACGGUUUUCAUUUCACGUCCAUCUGCAAAAAUGCAAAUCGAGACAUCCUCACCAGAUCGAACUAUACACAUUACACAACAUAAUGGUCAAACGACUGUGGAAAUUGAACUUUUGCCAACCGAUCCAACAAAAGAUAUGUUGGUAUCUCUCUCUGCAAAGCUCUGUAAACACCCUAUCUCAACAACAAUGGCACCAGUCACAUCAGCACCUACAUCAACUCUACCAACAACUACUCCACGGUUCUGUAAUAUAUCAGAAGCGAUGGAUGAUGAAUCUUUCCUCCCAGAUACAGCCAUCUCUCUCAAUCCACCAGUUGGCAAUCCCGGUGACAUCAGACCAGACUUUGGAUGGCUAACUAAUUCCAAUAGCAAAAGGAUUAUCACAUUAGAUAUUGGCCCCAGCCUAGAUGACGGAGGUACAAUUCGCCUUAUUCGACACGACAAUGUGAAAUCCUUUACGGUUUUCAUUUCACGUCCAUCUGCAAAAAUGCAAAUCGAGACAUCCUCACCAGAUCGAACUAUACACAUUACACAACAUAAUGGUCAAACGACGGUGGAAAUUGAACUUUUGCCAACCGAUCCAACAAAGGAUAUGUUGGUAACUCUCUCUGCAAAGCUCUGUAAACACCCUAUCUCAACAACAAUGGCACCAGUCACAUCAGCACCUACAUCAACUCUACCAACAACUACUCCACCACCGAACUUCUCACACUUGACUACGUCGGAGCGUCGUUCACGUACGGAUGUUCACGGUUCUGUAAUAUAUCAGAAGCGAUGGAUGAUGAAUCUUUUCCUCCCAGAUACAGCCAUCUCUCUCAAUCCACCAGUUGGCAAUCCCGGUGACAUCAGACCAGACUUUGGAUGGCUAACUAAUUCCAAUAGCAAAAGGAUUAUCACAUUAGAUAUUGGCCCCAGCCUAGAUGACGGAGGUACAAUUCGCCUUAUUCGACACGACAAUGUGAAAUCCUUUACGGUUUUCAUUUCACGUCCAUCUGCAAAAAUGCAAAUCGAGACAUCCUCACCAGAUCGAACUAUACACAUUACACAACAUAAUGGUCAAACGACGGUGGAAAUUGAACUUUUGCCAACCGAUCCAACAAAGGAUAUGUUGGUAACUCUCUCUGCAAAGCUCUGUAAACACCCUAUCUCAACAACAAUGGCACCAGUCACAUCAGCACCUACAUCAACUCUACCAACAACUACUCCACGGUUCUGUAAUAUAUCAGAAGCGAUGGAUGAUGAAUCUUUCCUCCCAGAUACAGCCAUCUCUCUCAAUCCACCAGUUGGCAAUCCCGGUGACAUCAGACCAGACUUUGGAUGGCUAACUAAUUCCAAUAGCAAAAGGAUUAUCACAUUAGAUAUUGGCCCCAGCCUAGAUGACGGAGGUACAAUUCGCCUUAUUCGACACGACAAUGUGAAAUCCUUUACGGUUUUCAUUUCACGUCCAUCUGCAAAAAUGCAAAUCGAGACAUCCUCACCAGAUCGAACUAUACACAUUACACAACAUAAUGGUCAAACGACUGUGGAAAUUGAACUUUUGCCAACCGAUCCAACAAAAGAUAUGUUGGUAUCUCUCUCUGCAAAGCUCUGUAAACACCCUAUCUCAACAACAAUGGCACCAGUCACAUCAGCACCUACAUCAACUCUACCAACAACUACUCCACGGUUCUGUAAUAUAUCAGAAGCGAUGGAUGAUGAAUCUUUCCUCCCAGAUACAGCCAUCUCUCUCAAUCCACCAGUUGGCAAUCCCGGUGACAUCAGACCAGACUUUGGAUGGCUAACUAAUUCCAAUAGCAAAAGGAUUAUCACAUUAGAUAUUGGCCCCAGCCUAGAUGACGGAGGUACAAUUCGCCUUAUUCGACACGACAAUGUGAAAUCCUUUACGGUUUUCAUUUCACGUCCAUCUGCAAAAAUGCAAAUCGAGACAUCCUCACCAGAUCGAACUAUACACAUUACACAACAUAAUGGUCAAACGACGGUGGAAAUUGAACUUUUGCCAACCGAUCCAACAAAGGAUAUGUUGGUAACUCUCUCUGCAAAGCUCUGUAAACACCCUAUCUCAACAACAAUGGCACCAGUCACAUCAGCACCUACAUCAACUCUACCAACAACUACUCCACGGUUCUGUAAUAUAUCAGAAGCGAUGGAUGAUGAAUCUUUCCUCCCAGAUACAGCCAUCUCUCUCAAUCCACCAGUUGGCAAUCCCGGUGACAUCAGACCAGACUUUGGAUGGCUAACUAAUUCCAAUAGCAAAAGGAUUAUCACAUUAGAUAUUGGCCCCAGCCUAGAUGACGGAGGUACAAUUCGCCUUAUUCGACACGACAAUGUGAAAUCCUUUACGGUUUUCAUUUCACGUCCAUCUGCAAAAAUGCAAAUCGAGACAUCCUCACCAGAUCGAACUAUACACAUUACACAACAUAAUGGUCAAACGACGGUGGAAAUUGAACUUUUGCCAACCGAUCCAACAAAGGAUAUGUUGGUAACUCUCUCUGCAAAGCUCUGUAAACACCCUAUCUCAACAACAAUGGCACCAGUCACAUCAGCACCUACAUCAACUCUACCAACAACUACUCCACGGUUCUGUAAUAUAUCAGAAGCGAUGGAUGAUGAAUCUUUCCUCCCAGAUACAGCCAUCUCUCUCAAUCCACCAGUUGGCAAUCCCGGUGACAUCAGACCAGACUUGGAUGGCUAACUAAUUCCAAUAGCAAAAGGAUUAUCACAUUAGAUAUUGGCCCCAGCCUAGAUGACGGAGGUACAAUUCGCCUUAUUCGACACGACAAUGUGAAAUCCUUUACGGUUUUCAUUUCACGUCCAUCUGCAAAAAUGCAAAUCGAGACAUCCUCACCAGAUCGAACUAUACACAU
This is a messenger RNA of Octopus sinensis (East Asian common octopus), 7530 nucleotides long. Its product is annotated as mucin-3A-like. Bases 36 to 7358 code for a protein of 2440 amino acids. NCBI's taxonomy places the organism in Eukaryota, Metazoa, Mollusca, Cephalopoda, Octopoda, Octopodidae. The transcript has 53 exons. The record is from RefSeq and is a predicted model, not a curated record.